This is a messenger RNA of Auanema sp. JU1783, 3228 nucleotides long. The record is from the annotation of a GenBank genome assembly. Lineage: Eukaryota; Metazoa; Nematoda; Chromadorea; Rhabditida; Rhabditidae.
AUGGAACAAACGACUAGAGGCCGAGCAAUCGCACAUGAACUGCGUGCUUUUGAAAACUUAUUGAAGUCUAUUCCUACAUCCAAGGAAUCGAAGGAGACAAUACUCUUGGAGGAUGUUUCUAAUGAGAAAGUUUGCAUCUCCUCUCUGAUUCCUAAAGAUACAACUGUAAAUAAAUGUAUAGUAGUGUUUUCGCAACUAGUUGAAGAAACUAACAAGCUUAUGUGCGAUGCGACGGAGAGACAUUUUCCUACAUUGCUUCUCUACAGUGAAGAAGCUCUCUCCAGAGAGAAUACGACCGAAUCUCAGAUAAUAACAAGUAUGGCUAAGUUUCUCCCGGUUCUGCUGGACAUAUCGUCGUUCAUAUCUCGUGUCAAUGAGGUCUUCAGAAAUCUUCUGCAACAGCUGCGACACUUCUUCAAACUUGAUAGUUCUGAAGUUAAAGGAAGCGGAGAAAAGACAUUCCAACGUGUAUGGAAGGCAUUAGGUGAACUAUUAUCCAUGUUGGUUCAAAUGGACGAAAUUUAUCUCAGUCGUCCUAUCACGAAGCAGCAUUGGGAUGUUUAUAGGAAAGCAAUUGAGUCUGUGCAGCACUAUCCUAGUAAAUUCAACAUUCUACCGGAAGAUAUAACACCAUUGUUGUCCAACUUAGUUUUGAUUGAAGGGUGCAUAAUGUCCGGCAAUGGCUUGAGGAACUGUUACGAACAAUGCUUUGGUGAGUUGGACGAAGAUACAACGUUUGCAACUAGAAUGAAAGAUAAUAUCACAACUAUGUACCAGAAGUGGGAGAAAGCUGCAGAGGUCGAUGUUCCGGAAAAGAGAAAGCUUAUGGCUAUUGUGUCUCUGACGGUGUUCUACCAUCUUCACUUUCCCAAACCUAGCACCAAGCUCUUGAAAACAGUUUGGGCAUCGCACAAAAAAAUGAUAGCAUUCUACCUAUUUGGUGACAUUUUGUGGAGUCCGUGUGCUUUCCUACUAAGAGAAGUGGGAGAUAUCAAUAAUAUCGUAGAUAAGAAAAGUAUUUCACUUGUACAGAACUUCAGAGAUUCAUUCACGACUGAGACUUUUGUAACGGAGGCUGUAGCUUUGCUUAUCCCAGCUAAUGAAUGGGUUAUAGAAAUAUCUGAAGAGUUUUCUAGGGCCGGAAAAGUAGAUGCGGCCCGAAGCCUGAAACUUUCUGAAUUUGUUCUGAGGGGAGUGAGAUUAGCAGACACAAUGUCGAAGUUGUUAAAAAUGAUUCUGUAUGGUCCUAGAGAAUCGUUGAAGCUAUCCAAGAAGAUGGCCUUCCAAGUAUUCGAGUUCAUUGAAAGUGUGAAGGCUAUAUCAUUGCUGCUCCACAAGAACUGGAGACUCUUGCAUGAGGCUAUAUCUUUAGCCAGUCAACAGUGGAGAGCUCAUAUCUUGUCGAUGCUUAACAAACUGAAGAUUAAAGCUCGUGAACAAAACGAUGAAGAUAAAGUGUCGGCUUUGGACACUGCUAUAAUCUCAAUGGCAUCAUCAGCUUCUCGAACUAGGCUCACAGUUUGUGGAAUCUCCCUGGAAAUGGCACAGUAUGAUAAGCUACUGAAACCUGUUGAUAUUGCACAAAUGGAAGGCUUACUAACUCGUAUUCAUACUCUUCUCCAACCACUGAAACUCAUAGAGAGAGGAUGUGACUGUUCAUUCAUCUUCUUCCAAAAAGUUCUGUUUGAAAUUUAUUGGGAUACCAUCUACGACAGAAUCCCGAGUGAUUCUUCUUUGAAGUGUUUCCUAUUUGCGCAAACCGACUGCCUUUCUCUCUUGUCUCAGAAUGGAAGUGACGAGUUCUAUGAGACUGUUCAAAACCAACUAGCAAACCAUAUGCGAAACGGGCUUCUGGUUCCCUCAUGCGGCCUAGUGGAGAAUGACUUGAGAGUUCUGACUCACAAACACUUGGCUGUUGCCGAGGCUGACAAAACUUCAAAUAUCAAAUUGGGCUUCCUAAGAAGAUUGUUGAAAAAGCCAAUUCUUCCGCUUUACGAUAAAUGCUACGAUGUCAAAGAAUUCGUGGAAAACUAUCUUGAAACCACCUUCUAUGAUUUGACUGCUGUCUCACUACAUGACUGCCAUACAUACUGCAAGAUGGCUCUCCUAGCUGAAGAGAGGUUCGGUCUAAACCUCAUAUCCGGUGAUCUUCCUCAUCAUUCCAUUGAUCAAGGAUUGGAUAUCAAGUAUGUGAUUCUGACGUUGCAGCAGUUCACUGUUGGGUUCAACUACUGCAUUAAUCAUCAGAUUUUUGUAGAAAAAACUUCUCCGAAUAAAACCAUUCGUGUGGUAACAUCGGAACAUAUGACAGCUUCUCUAAGAACACACGGCACCGGGAUACUUAAUACGAGUGUCAAUAUCGUUUAUCAGUUGUUGAAAACUAAGUUCUCUAUCUUGGCUCAAUUCCUUUCCGAUGAACACAUCCGAGCUCAGCUCCAACGCGAUAGGAGACACUUCGCUGAGAAGAAAGAGAGUUACAAUCAUUUGUAUCCAGUUAAGAGAGCUGAAAAGUUCAAUAAGACUUUGGAAAAGUUAGGAGGAGACGAGGAAGAAUCCUACAUGGACAAGCUGAGAGAGCUCGUCACUCAGGUUGGAAACGCUCUUGGAUUCGUUCGAACAAUGUCUUCGGCAGCGUAUGCCAUCAACAGUCAAGUGAAAGAAUACGACGUUGAGUUUGAAGAUGACAACAUUGAUUUGAGCCAUUCAGCCGAUAAUGUCUUAAAUAGUCUGAACAAAUUGCUGAGUGAUGUCCGAGAGUCAUCUUCGAAAAACAGAAAUUUCAUGAAGAUGUUGGUCGACGUAUAUCGAACUGCUUUAUCCAAGUUAUCACAAUUGGAAAACUUCUUCAUGCUAGUCCCACCUCUCCUUUUGAACUAUUUACAACACAUGCUCACAUGUAGAGAAAGACUGAAGAAACGCCUACAAACACCAAACAAGGAAAUGACCUUUGUUGAUGAUGGUUUCCAUUUAGGAGUCGCUUACCUGUUGACUGUUCUGAACCAAUGGACUCUGUUCACAGAUCUGCAAUGGAUGGAAUCACUUAGAAGGAAAUUGGAUGAUGACGGCACAGAAAUGACUUCGAAGUUGGCUGAGACACGAGAUCGUCGAUCUGAUGCGUUGAUGGCUAACAUAGUUAAUUCAACUUUCAGGGAAUAUCAACAGAUCACUUACACAUUCCAUUCGGCACGUGUUUUCUUUUCAUUCGAUGAUGACGAGAGCGAGCCAUAA